CACAUGUAUCGUGAAAAAUGACAUUAUGCAAAAGUUGCCUAACAUUGCUCCAUCGAGCUAGAAAAAGUGUUUUUCCUAUUCGUAAUGUCUCCAGAAUUUCUUCAUCAUCCUUUGAUGACUGGAAUAAAGCUGUGUCGGACGCGGAGAAAAUUGUUGGGUAUCCAACGUCAUUCAUGAGCCUUCGCUGUUUGAUCAGUGACGAGUUUUCCAAUGUUGCCAUGCACUUGAGAAAAUUAGUCGGCACACGUCAUCCACUUUUAAAGACUGCUAGAGGUUUGUUGUAUGAUGGCAAACAGAACACACAAACAAGGGGGUUGAUUGUCCUUCUCAUUGCUAAAGCAGCAGGUCCAGGGCCAACAGAACAAAGUCAAGAUAGAGCACAAGACAAAAUCAGUGGGAUAUAUUCUAGCCAAAGGUCCCUUGCAGAGGUCACAGAAAUGAUUUACACAGCUAACCUCAUACAUAAAGGAGUGGUCAAUCUGGCAGAUUAUGUAGACAGUGACUACAGGGAGAAAAAGGACAUGGAAUUUGGAAAUAAAAUGGCUGUACUCAGUGGGGACUUUUUGCUGGCUAAUGCUUGCACAGAACUAGCCAGUCUUAAUAACACAAAAGUUGUUGAAACAAUGUCAUUGGCCAUCACAGAGCUAAUGGAAGCAGAAUUCACAGACCUGAGAGAUCCUGGAGGGGAGUGUGUAUUGAAGUCAGAGAUCCAGUUUUCUGAUUGGGUAAGACAGACAUAUUUGUCAUCAGGAAGCCUGUUAGAGAGGAGUUGCCGAUCUGCGGUGGAGCUUGCUGAUCACAGGGAAGACCAAAAAGAGGCUGCAGCCUCAUUUGGAGAAAAUAUGGCUUACCUAAAACAGAUGAAGAAUGAUCUCAAGCCAUUUGUGAGUGAAGACAAUAAUAUGGAGGACUUCAGUAUUACAUCAGCUCCGGUCAUCAAAUACCUUGAACAAAAUCCAGAGAAAAGAGACACAGUAAUGUCAUUACAAACCAAAGACUUAAGACAGAUUGUGUCCACCAUUAAGUCAUCUGAUGUGAUAGCCGAGUGUCUUAGUUUAUGUGAUAAGUAUGGUGACAAUGCUUUGAAGGCUUUAGAUGUGUUUCCACAGACUGAUGCCAAAACAGCCUUAAUCAACAUUGUUAAUGCCACAAUAAAAUCCUGACACGUACUUAAAAAUUCAGCUGAAAGUAUCUGGUUUUGAAUUAAGUGAUCCUUGGGGUCUUUAGAUACAAUUGUUCACAAUGGCAGAUAAUAUACAUGUGUUAAAUAAAUUGUGUUGAUUUUG
Saccostrea echinata is the source of this 1286-nucleotide messenger RNA. Its product is annotated as all trans-polyprenyl-diphosphate synthase PDSS2-like. Lineage: Eukaryota; Metazoa; Mollusca; Bivalvia; Ostreida; Ostreidae. The record is from RefSeq and is a predicted model, not a curated record. Gene Ontology annotation, molecular function: prenyltransferase activity. Gene Ontology annotation, biological process: isoprenoid biosynthetic process; ubiquinone biosynthetic process. Gene Ontology annotation, cellular component: transferase complex; mitochondrion. The coding region runs from base 18 to 1163 and encodes 381 amino acids. The transcript has 6 exons.